Messenger RNA from Saxophila tyrrhenica, 936 nucleotides. RefSeq lists its product as uncharacterized. NCBI's taxonomy places the organism in Eukaryota, Fungi, Ascomycota, Dothideomycetes, Mycosphaerellales, Extremaceae. The coding region runs from base 1 to 936 and encodes 311 amino acids. Gene Ontology annotation, molecular function: transmembrane transporter activity. The record is from RefSeq and is a predicted model, not a curated record. Gene Ontology annotation, biological process: transport. The transcript has 2 exons.
AUGUCCAGCGCAGCAGACUUCUGGUCUGGCUACGUAUCGGGAGCAAUAGGCAUCCUGGUCGGAAACCCCCUCGACCUAAUCAAGACCCGCCUCCAAGCCGGCACCCCCUCCCCAACCCCCAGCUCUCCUCUUCCGUCCGGACCACCCCCCAACCUCCCCUACCCCAAACACCUCACCACCUGGACCACCGGCGCCGCGGCCCCCAUCCUCGGCUACGGCGCCCUCAACGCCCUGCUCUUCGUAACCUACAACCGCAGCCUCGCGCUCCUCUCCACGGGAACCCUCUCCCAGCUCCCGGACCACCCCUCCGAGACCAGUGUCUGGGCCGCAGGUGCAUUAGGAGGACUGGCGAUCUUCUUCGUCUCGGCGCCGACGGAGCUGGUCAAGUGUCGGGCGCAGGUGAGUCGGCCGGCAAGGUCGAGCUGGGAGGUGACGAGGGAGUUGUGGCGGGAUGGAGGGGUGAGGGGGUUGUAUAUGGGGGGCGGGGUGACGAGUGUGAGGGAUGCGGUUGGUUUCUGGAGUUACCAUCUCAGCAAGCAAGCUGCGUUGAGCGAGGGCGACAGCCACAAACAGCACGCUGUGAAGAUCUUGCUCUGUGGCGGUCUUGCUGGUGUGGUGACGUGGGCGUCCAUCUUCCCGUUGGAUGUCAUCAAGACUCGCGUGCAGACCUGGGAUCUGGUAUCGAGGUCUCGUCCAGCUUCGGCAGCCAGUGGUGAAAGCCAGCCUCUGCUUCGAAGUCAGCCAGCAGCACCGAAUCCAAGCAUCGUUUCUGACAGGCCGAGUACGUACCACAUCGCCAGCACCACCUACCGCAGCGAAGGCAUCAGCGUCUUCUUCCGUGGUCUGGGCAUCUGCAGUGCCAGAGCCUUCUUCGUCAACGCUGUGCAAUGGGCUGUCAGUAUCUCCAUCCACUCCAACUUACCACACAAGCACUAA